UCGGGAUUUUUAAUCGGAGGAGGAACUCUUUCUUAUUAUUAUCUGGUAACGAGUAAAGAAGUGAUAAGAGAUGAUGAAAUCAUGAGAAAUUGUCACUUACAUUUUCGAAGUUCAGUGAAAUCCCUAAAGAAGAUAACAGAUAUUGAAUUGCACGAAAUUGCACCGGAUUUCAGACGUUGCGAGUCUAAAGGCGACACUCCUGGGAUGAUCCUCAUCCACCUGAGAAGUGAAAGUGAAAAAUUCCGAAAAUACCUAGAAGGAAGAGCUUUUAGCGUUGUGGAGGAGGACUUACAAAAUGAUGAAAAAUUGUGUUGUGUUUUUGUGGAGGCUUCACGGGAAUGUUUUGUGAAAAGGUUACCUAUUUAUCGAGAUGACUCAGGAAAGUAUAAGGACGAAGGAAGUGGUGGUUGUUACACUUCAUACAGGUCAUUUACCCAAAUUUCGACACGUAAACCUCUUGGUGGUGCCAUCAUCCUUGAAGAAGACCCAGGCAAUGAUAAAUGUGUUGGAAUGAUAGAUUUCAAACACGAUGAAACAAAGACCCUAUCGCCUCUUUUGCUCUCAUCUGUUCUUCAGCCCAAAGGAAGGGCACCAGAACCAGCAGGAGAAGGACAACUGCAGCCUCAAAGGAAUCCAGCACAGGUGGAGGGGAACAUCAAUGAACAGGGGAACGAGAACAAGACUGGAGGAGAAAGAGCACAGCGUGCAGGACAAGGAGAAGGAAGAGGAGAGGAAGAAGGGGCAGUUGGAGGGGGAAAUAAUUGUUCAGAACAAGGGUCGCUCCAAACACUUAUAAAGCAUGGUGGAACCUUUGUAACUGGUGAUUCACCGACGAUAGAAGCUCCUGAUCCUCUACGAGGUGACGUAUCACCAGAGGAAAGACCAGCGGAAGAACUGAGAUCAAUUUCUCCCCAUGAGAAAUCUCCUGUUCGUAGAAAAAUGAGCCGGUUCAGAGAAAUAUUGAUAGGAAAGAAACGAAGGAAACGUUCGCCCGAAAAGGACGAGGGUCAACCUGAAGAGGGAUAAAUAUAACGUGAUACUUGUGGGAAACCUGCAGUUCAAAAUACUUCUGGCUCAAUGCACACAUCAGCUAGAAGAUGCCAACUAUUAUAUUCUUAGAUCCCCGCUAGGUUAUUGUAAAUCUACCCUAUAUGACGAAUUGUUGCGAAUCUUAAAUAUGGAAACGUUAGACCAGAGAAGGAAACAAAAAUCCCUCAUUCUGUUAUUUGAAUGCUUGCAUAAUGACUGUCCCAAGUAUAUCAUAGAUUUUUUUUUAGUCUUAGGGAAACUAUAAACAAUCUGAGAGGAACCGGCAUUAAUUUGUGUGCACCUAAAUUUAAUUUAAAUUUUAUGAAAAAAUCUUUCACUUAGAUGUGUGCGUAGCUGUGGAAUGGACUACCUACACGUGUAAAACUGGCCAAUAAUAUUCACCUUUUUAAGAAGCUAUUGCGAACAUUGAAACGUUAGCUGCUUUACCAUUUUAUACCUGCUUUUAAGAGACUCUGAAUUUCAUUGUAAAAACUUAAUUGUAAUGUUAAUUUUAAAUUAUUUAAGUUAUUGCUUCACAUUUUAUACCUGUAGUUAAGAGACUCUGAAUUUUAUUGUUCAAACUUAAAUUUUAAUGUUAAUUUUAAGUUAUUGCAAUUUCUAACUUAUUAAGCCUUGACAGUAUGUAAUAGGUUUUUAGAUUCUUAAUCUUAGAGGAACGCACGUAUUUUGAACGAGAUCCACGAGCCUCUUGACGCUACGUGGGUAAAUAGAGUAUUGAUUGAUUGAUUGAGGUAUCAUAAUUCAAUGUUGUAAACUGUCUAUCGAGAGUAGAUUUAUUCAAAAUAUGUAUUUAAUCUUACGGUCCUUCUGAUGACUUGCAAUUUAAAAGUUUAAUCACAAUUGUCUUCAAUCGUUCCUUGUAGAAACAAUUACUCCUUGGCUACAGUAGUUUAACUCUAACUGCGUACCUGAAAGAGGUCAAAAUUAAAUUUCUAUAACUUGCGAGCAGGUGAUCGCUUCGGCCCAACCCCAGGGGGUCUAGUACUAAUGAUUAGUACCAGAUCCCCGCUGAACCCCACUCAGACUCGUCUCAAAUCUUCCAAGAUGUAGAGAAACACGCCUCUUGCAGUGCCACGAUGAUAAUCAGGGCCUGCUCGAGGGCUAAAUUUUUCCGAAGAUGGUACAGACUCAGAAAUAGUGAUGUGUGUUCUCUAACCUACAGAUAAAAAGAGAAAGAGUUACUGUAAUCCUUUGAUAUCUUGUCCCCAGGGAUUUUUUUUGAAAAUGAUUUAUUCUUUAUUUCGUGCAGA
This is a messenger RNA of Stylophora pistillata, 2300 nucleotides long. RefSeq lists its product as uncharacterized. NCBI's taxonomy places the organism in Eukaryota, Metazoa, Cnidaria, Anthozoa, Scleractinia, Pocilloporidae. The record is from RefSeq and is a predicted model, not a curated record.